Messenger RNA from Ruditapes philippinarum (Manila clam), 1926 nucleotides. RefSeq lists its product as uncharacterized. The transcript has a single exon. Lineage: Eukaryota; Metazoa; Mollusca; Bivalvia; Venerida; Veneridae. The coding region runs from base 217 to 1926 and encodes 569 amino acids. The record is from RefSeq and is a predicted model, not a curated record.
UUCCUUGGUCACUACAUGAUUUUCGGAAAAUAUAGACUUCAUUUUUACGAUAUUUGUGCACACAACAAAAUUACGUUUAAUUCUAUGCUUUCCAGGACUUUAUAAAUACAAAGGAUACCAUGUAAAGAUAGAAUUUUGAUAUUCAAUAUCGUAAUGUUGACAAAUCUACUUUUUUAGGAGAAAACUGUUUAUGAAAAUGGUACGUGUAUAGACAAAAUGGAAGUUUCGGGACGUAGAGGAUCACCAGAUAUUAUAAGAUCAUGUCAGCCAUGCAAAGGUGACGGUGAUACUGUACAAGCAGAGGGUUAUUGUGAAAACUGUAAUGAGUUUAUAUGUUCAUCUUGUAUCAAGGCUCACCGGAAGUUGGCGGGGACAAAGAAUCACGUGAUCAAAUCUAAGGAUGAAAUGCCGACAGUACUGUCCACUCAAAGUGCUCCGUGCACUGAACUAUGUGAUGUUCAUAUGAAUGAAAUAGUAAAGUUUUAUUGUCAGGAUCACGAUAGUGUUGGAUGUGGAGAUUGUAUGGUACUUGAACAUACUUCCUGCAAGGUUCAACUAGUUUCAGACGUGUCCUGUAACUAUGACAACGGUGAUGAUCUUGUUCGAAUCAAACAUAGAAUUAAACACCUUCAGAAAAACCUGGAUUCAUGUAAACAAGAACUAAAAAGCAGUCUGAUAACAGCGGAUGAGAUAAAGAUAACUAUUUUGAAGGAAAUCAAGACGUUUCGUAAAGAGAUGGACAAUUAUCUUGACAGGGUAGAAAAAGACCUUAUACAAGAAGUUGAAAAGAUCAGUGCGAGCGAUAUCGCUAAACAGCAAACAAUUCAAGGUCGAUGCGUGGCAUUAAACGAUGAAAUCGAACAAUUUAAAAGAAAAAAGGAACAGUUUGCAGACAAUAUCAAUAACUUAUUUGUUACAUCAAAACAAAUACUAAAGAAACUGCAAAGAUGUAAUGAAAUAAAUGAAGAAAUUUCAUCUAAAAGUCAAAUUACCACUUUAAAAUUUGCUCCUUCUAAAGAAUUGAAGGAUUUGAAAAUGCAAAACAUGUGCCUUGGAAACCUUGAUAGACAAGUGAAGAAAUUCUCGGGACGUUGCAGAAAAAGCAUCGUUGACAGAAAGACACAUUUUGUGAAGAAAAUCGACAUAAAGACAAUAUCAGGAAAAAAGACAAAAUCAGAAAACGAUUGUUUUAUUACGGGAAUGGCAAUUAUAUCUGAAGCAGAAAUUCUAUUAGCAGACAGUAAAAAUGGAUCAUUAAAAGUAUUAAAUCAUAAAGAGGGUAAAAUCACAUCAACAUUGAAACUGGCGAAUUGGCCAGCUGAUGUGACUACAAUAAAUUCCUCGUCUGCUGCAACAACUUUACCUGUUAAGGGAAAAAUCAUGUUUAUAAAUACACAAAAUGGAUUGUCUAUAAGUCACAGUCUGCAAGUCAGGGAAGGAUGCUGUGGAAUAGAUCAUCACAACGGUAUAAUGGCAUUGACUUUCAGUAAACCUGCUGCUGUCCAGGUAUUAGAUAUGGAAGGUCAUAUUCUUCAUCAAGUCAGUGAUACAAGCAUAUUGGGUUGUCCACGUUGUGUAUCUCUGAGUAACAAUAAUGAGAGUAUGUACGUGUCUGACUGGGAGAACAACGCCGUGCAUCAAUUUACACUGACAGGGCAUCUGAAAACUACAAUUAAAAGUAAGGAGAUGAAAUAUCCAUAUGGCCUAACAGUCGCCAACUGCGGAAAUGUUGUUGUUUGUGAUGCAGAUAUAAGUGACAAGAUCGGAGUUGUUGUAUCUGGUAAAAGUGAACUUUUACCUCUCUGCGUGCAAAAUGUGCUCGAUCCAUUUUCUCUUCUCAUUUGUGAAGACCAGGGGAAAUUGUUUAUCAGUGAACAUCGUCACUCAAAAGAAUGCAACUACAUUAAAGAAUACGACUUAAAGUAA